AAAAUAACCCAUUUCAAAAUCAGUAAUUUUUCAAGCUUGAAAUAGGGCAUUUUGAGCUUGAAAUCUUCACAUUUGGAAUGUUUUUUAUUCCCCUGUUUAAAACCAUAUGUAAAAAAAAGAUUGCCUAAGGGAUAUAAAAAUGAAUUUGAGAAAAAAAUACCAGUAAUAACAUGUGGAAUUGUCUUUUUUAGAUUUCUGUAGAAGACAAUAACCAUAUAAGAAAGCAAUGGGCAACUUAAUUGCAAUGUGUCAUUUCUUUUACGUACUUUAUUUUUUUAUAAAUAGUAUGUCCAAGCUUUAUUUAAAAGGUGCUAAUUAAAAUCAUGUGAUUGGCAUCACACAGGUUUCAUGGACAAAUAAAAUGAUAGAUCAGAUGGACAGAGAGAUGGCAGAAAGAAAGAUACUGGGAAAAUAUGGCUCAGACUGAAGUACUUUCUAACAGGACCCUGCUGAAUUUGAUGGGUCAAGAAGCUGGAAAACCCACAUGGCCAAAACCAGCAGGAGGCUAUCAAACUAUUACAGGGAGAAGAUAUGGAAGAAGACAUGCCUAUGUCAGUUUUAGACCAUCUCUGAUGAAUCAAGAAAGAUACUCAAACCAACACAGUGAAGAAUGUGAAGGAUUAGAACUAGACAGUGUUCCAAAAGAAAACUUAUUGUGUUCCAGUCCACGGGUCCAAGUAUGUUCUCCACUGGCAGAUGCAUCAUUAUUACCAAAUGUUGGAUCAGAAGAACCUCUUUGUGAAGCUGAAUCUAACCAAGCAAUCAACACAGAUACUUCUAUAUUUUCUCCAAUGUGCUACAAUUUGUGUGAUAGCCAAACUCUUGUCAACAGUGAGAGUUCUAAUGGCAGUGUGGAGUCUACUUCUGAAGAGCACAAUAAUCUUCAUGGCCAGAAUGGAAUUGCCUUUGUAAACAUUGACUCUUAUGAACCAGACAGCAGUGAUGGAGAGGAAGAUGGUUAUCAAAAUGCUAUUUCAUUAGCUAAAGAAGAAACAGGACUAUUUCAAGAAACACUGGACAAUAUGCUUUCCAAGUUAGAAAAAGAUAUGGACUCCUUCAGUGAUCUGCAGUCACAUCUGCCUAGUUUCAGUCAUAACACCAUAAGUAAAAGUUUUGAAGAUCUUAGACUAGUGCCUUUUGGGAGACUUUCUAGCAUAGAAUCAGAUACUGUUCAUCAAAAUAAGUCACUUUUGAAAACAUCUAAUGAAGAACCUUUAGCAAAAAAUAACCUUGUUUCUACUUACGAUUUGGAACAGCAAAUUAGCAGUAUAGCUGAACCUACAAUUAGGACACAUGUAGGAAUUUGUAAUGCACUGAGUGCUGCAAGCAUGAAGGUGGACCAGGAGAAUUCAGCUGAAUUGGUAGUAAGACCCAAAGUUAGAAAACAGAAUCCUAUUAGCCAGAUUGAUAAAAAACAGUCUAUAAUGAAUGAAGAAGAAGAAAAGAGAAAUACUAAAAUGUGGAAUGAGAAUGUGGAUGUCCAGCAGUGCAGUGCUGAAGUUAUCACAAAGCACAGUAAAGAAAAAAAAUCUAAUAUUGUUUUUGACCCCAAAGAGUAUGAAUUGGCUCAAAAGAAAGUAAAAAAUGAACCAAGGAAACAAAAUACAACUCUUCAAGACAAAAGUAAAAUAGAUGAUAGUGCUUUUUGGGAUGAAUUUGAAGACUGCAGUAGAAAUCUGUCUAGUUCCAACAAAGAUGAAGAUGACAGCUCAGAAUGCAGUGAUGGUGAAUGGUCCGCAUCCCUGCCCUCUUAUUUUUCUGCGACUGUGAAAGAUCAGUCCUCCAGUGAUGAGAGCUGGGAGACUCUUCCAGGCAAAGAGGAACAGGAACCUGAAGAGCAGAGUGAUAGCAGUGGUGUGGAAGAGGAACAUAAUGAGUUUGGUUUCGAAGCACGGGAACAGACCUCUCUAGAGGAUGGAGAGAUUCCUUGGUUGCAAUAUCAUGAAGAAAUUGAAAGUAGCAGUGAUGAAGAAAAUGAUCAAGCUAGCCAUUUUGUACAUCCUGGGUUUUUUAUGUUGGAUGGGAACAACAACCUAGAAGAUGAUUCCAGUAUGAGUGAAGACCUAGAUGUGGAAUGGAGGCUGCUUGAUGAAUUUGGGGAUGGUCUUGGUGUUGCUCAAGCAAUUUCAUAUGUGGAUCCCCAGUUCCUUACUUAUAUGGCCUUGGAAGAACGAUUGGCACAGGCCAUGGAGGUAACAAGCAUGUUCAUGGAAAUGACUUAUCAGCGUCUACAGACUGCCCUGGCACAUCUAGAAUCUCUUGCAAUUGAUGUUGAGCAGGCUCAUCCACCAGCUAGUAAAGAGAGCAUAGAAUGUCUGCCACAAAUUAUUAUUACAGAAGAUCACAAUGCUGUAGGUCAAGAGCAGUGUUGUGCUAUUUGCUGUAGUGAGUACCUCAAAGAAGAAAUUGUAACAGAGCUUCCAUGUCACCACUUCUUUCAUGUGACAUGCAUAACACUUUGGUUACAAAAGUCUGGAACGUGUCCUGUGUGCCGCCAUGUACUUGCUCCGGGGCUUCCAGAGGCAGCCUCACCUGCGUUCACCUUCUUGCCGGAUCAGGAUUCUGCUCCUUCAGUCCAGAGUGCCUCAGGGACACAAUAAAGGAAUACCUGAAAAAGAUUUUAGCCCAUCACAUUGUACUGUAAACUUCUUCUGUUUAAUGGCAACAUGGAAUUGUUUUGUGUGUGUGCGCAUGUGUGUGUGGCAUACACACAUACGCAAAAACAUGUAGAAAUUCACACACACACACACGUUUUGCAAGAGAAUGUAUGAGCUUACAAAAUGGUUUAGGGUUAUAAUAAGAGUGAGAAUAACAGACUGAAAAACAAGAAGGUUGCACUAGUUUUCUGCAGUAAGCAUACUGCUCUUAACUAAUGUCUAAUGGUAAUAUUCAGUUUGUCUUGAAAAAUGAUCAUUAAUGUGGCAUUUAUAUUCAAAGUAACACAGCUGCAGUGCAGUUGGAGCUUACCCAAGUUAUGCAUAUGAUACGUUUUACAUAAUGUUAGAGGCUUGGAUUAUUUCUUUUAAAAUAGUGCCACUUAAUUACUUUGUAUAUAACUCUUUCAUAUUUGCAUCAAAUGUGAAGAUGUUCUGUGAUAACAGCAGUAGUAUACUUUGGUUUCACUGGAAAUAAACAGCAUAAUCAAAGAA
Python bivittatus (Burmese python) is the source of this 3149-nucleotide messenger RNA. NCBI's taxonomy places the organism in Eukaryota, Metazoa, Chordata, Lepidosauria, Squamata, Pythonidae. The record is from RefSeq and is a predicted model, not a curated record.